Molecule: messenger RNA, 922 nt
Organism: Phodopus roborovskii (desert hamster)
Lineage: Eukaryota; Metazoa; Chordata; Mammalia; Rodentia; Cricetidae
Gene: Prss27
Product: serine protease 27
Exons: 4
Coding region: 14-895 (293 amino acids)
Biological process (GO): proteolysis
Molecular function (GO): serine-type endopeptidase activity
Source: RefSeq, a predicted model, not a curated record
UGGGCACCCAAGGAUGUUCAACCGCAUGGUAGGCGGGGAGGAUGCCUUAGCAGGUGAAUGGCCCUGGCAGGUUAGCAUCCAGCGCAACGGGACCCACUUCUGUGGGGGAAGUCUCAUCGCACCAACAUGGGUUCUUACUGCUGCACACUGCUUCUCCAACACUUCCAACAUAUCUAUAUACCAAGUCCUUCUGGGUGCACUGCAGCUGCAGCAGCCAGGACCACAUGCCUUAUAUGUCCCUGUGAAGCGGGUGGAAAGCAACCCCCAGUACCAAGGCAUGGCCUCCAGUGCCGACGUGGCUCUGGUCGAGCUACAGGUGCCUGUGACCUUCACCAACUACAUCCUUCCUGUGUGUCUGCCUGACCCCUCCAUCGUCUUUGAGUCGGGCAUGAACUGCUGGGUCACUGGCUGGGGCAGCCCCAGUGAACAAGACCGACUGCCCAACCCACGGAUCCUGCAGAAACUUGCUGUGCCCAUUAUUGACACACCCAGGUGCAACCUGCUGUAUAGCAGGGAUGCUGAUUCUGACUUCCAGCUCAAAACCAUCAAGGAUGACAUGCUCUGUGCAGGCUUUGCAGAGGGCAAGAAGGAUGCCUGUAAGGGUGACUCUGGAGGCCCCUUGGUGUGUCUUGUGGAUCAGUCAUGGGUGCAGGCUGGUGUGAUCAGCUGGGGAGAGGGCUGUGCCCGCAGGAACCGCCCUGGUGUCUACAUCCGUGUUGCUUCUCAUCAUAAAUGGAUCCAUCGAAUCAUUCCAGAACUGAAGUUUCAGGGCAAGGGCAGCAGCCAGCGGCAGCAAAGAGACCCUGGAGGCUGGCAGCACUUGGGAAACUCUGCCCCCUGCCUGGUGGCCCAUGCAGUCAUGCUGGUCCUGGUAUCACUGCUUACCAUCCUCUGAGCCUGCCCAGGCCAGGCAGAUAAAGCC